GUGCAAGCCGAACGUCCGACAUUGUGCUUGGCGUGUACCGUGCUGUGGCAUUUGUUUGUGACCCUUUACUCCUGUGCCUCGCAUUGCUACGUGCUGCGUGAUCUCGAGGCUAGCUUAACCCUUUCACUGCUGUUUGACAUGUUUCCUUAAUCACAAACUAGUCUAAAGCAUUUAAAUUUCCGACAGCCACCACUGAGCAUAACACUGGUUAGACAUUGGAUAAUCUGCUCUUUCCAUCUUCUUUUCUUUCAUGUAGAUGCCUUUAGUGUUGUGAAUUGUUCCAUAUCGCAGUGAAAGAGUUUAGUAAAACGUGCCGCCGGCUUAUUGAUUGCUUGCGGGUCAUAAGGUGCAAGGUGACACGAGUUCGUGUUAUUCACGAGCGGCGGCCCACGCCCUUGGCAGCUCCGGGGUGUCCCGCGGCCUGGCGAUGCAGAGGAGCCUGCGUGCCAUGGUCUCUGCAUUCCUUCCGUUCGUCUGUGUGUCUGUUUGUGGCCGCGCUUGCACCUGUUGAACCAAAGGAUGCAACACUGCAAGAUUACUUUUUUUCUACCGGCGAAUAUGCAUCAGUGUUGCCAAUUUGCGAUGCAGUACAGAAUCCCGAGUGACAUUCAGUAAAUCCUCAAUUGAAUGAUACAACAAGUGACAUGCUGAAUGUGCCUCAGUAGUGUUAUUGGGGAACAUUAGCAUCGUCACUUAAGCGAUAGUUAAUAAUUGCCGGCGCCCAAGACGAGGAAGGCCCGUGGCAACACAAUUAAUUAUAGUCAUCCCCUCACUUCAAAUACAAUUUUCAUAUUCCCAGGAACAAAGGACAAACAAUUACAGGCGACAAUAAUUAGCAACAACAAUUACCGAUAAAAAAAACUUAAUUACCACACAAGUAAUCGACACAGCAGGAAUCCACCUGUGUAAUUCGAGCCGUGAUUGGCCCGAGCGUGAGGGGUUGCCAGGUGGCCUCGUACAUAGAGGUAAUCUUUUUGACGGAGCAAGAUCACUGUUGGCUGAACCCGCAUGGGGUGUACAUUGUCUGGUCUGGGCCCGAAGAGCGCCGCGAUCAUGGCAGACAUCAAGACCCAGGACUUGGAGGACAUCGCCAACAAGCUGCGGGUGCUGUCCAUCAAGAGCACAGAGGCGGCGGGCUCCGGACAUCCAACAUCAUGCGCGUCCAUGGCGGAGGUGAUGUCGGUGUUGUUCUUCCACACCAUGAGGUACAAGGUCAGCGAGCCUCGUGACCCCAGCUCGGACCGUUUCAUUCUCUCCAAGGGCCACGCCGCGCCCAUCCUCUACGCCGCUUGGGCUGAGGCUGGACUGUUCCCUCGUGAGGAGUUGAUGAACCUGCGGAAGAUCGACAAUGACCUUGAAGGCCACCCAACUCCUCGCCUCAACUUUGUGGAUGUGGCCACUGGUUCACUGGGUCAGGGCUUGUCCGUGGCCUGCGGCAUGGCCUAUGUGGGCAAGUACUACGACAAGGCCUCCUACAGGACCUACUGUCUGAUCGGUGAUGGAGAGAGUGCCGAGGGCAGCAUCUGGGAAGCUUUGAGCUUUGCCGGCAUCAAGAAGCUCAGCAACUUGGUGGCCAUCUUUGAUAUCAACCGCCUUGGCCAGUCUGAACCCACUGCCUUCCAGCAUGAAAUGGACAUCUACCGAACUCGCCUGCAGAGCUUUGGCUUCAAUGCACUGGUGGUAGAUGGACAUGACGUGGAAGCCCUGUGCAAGGCAUUCCAUGAGGCUGCCCAGACAGAAGACAAGCCCACUGCCAUUCUGGCCAAGACUUACAAGGGUAGGGGCUUCCCAGCCAUUGAAGAUGCAGAGAACUGGCAUGGAAAGCCCCUGGGCAGUAAGGCAGAUGAAGUAAUUGCUCACGUAGAGAGUCAGAUAAAGAACAGUGGUCCCAACAACCUGGUUCCCCAGAAGCCUCUUCACCAGGAUGCCCCAGAAGUGGACAUCACCAACAUCAGGCUGCAGACACCUCCAAGCUACAAAAAGGGUGAUAAGGUGGCCACACGACAGGCCUAUGGCACAGCACUUUCCAAGCUGGCCCAGAAUAACUCCAGGGUGAUUGCUCUUGAUGGAGACACCAAGAACUCCACCUUCUCCAAUGCCAUGUUGAAGACUGAUGCUGAGAGGUAUAUCGAGUGCUUCAUUGCUGAACAGAAUUUGGUGGGAGUGGGUAUUGGUACUGCCUGCCGUGACCGCACUGUUGCCUUUGUGUCCACCUUUGCUGCCUUCUUCACCCGUGCUUUUGACCAGCUGCGCAUGGGUGCCAUCUCUCAGACCAACUUGAACUGUGUUGGAUCCCAUGCUGGUGUGAGCAUUGGUGAAGAUGGUCCCAGCCAAAUGGCUCUGGAGGAUCUGGCCAUGUUCCGCUCCAUACCCACAGCCACUGUCUUCUAUCCAUCUGAUGCUGUAUCCACUGAGCGUGCUUGUGAGCUGGCUGCCAACACCCCAGGCAUUUGCUUCAUCAGGACCUCCCGUCCUGGAACUGCAGUUGUCUAUGACAAUGACCAUAAGUUUGAGCUUGGAAAGGCCAAUGUGAUCCGGUCAUCAGAUUCUGACAAGGUGCUGGUUAUUGGGGCUGCCAUCACCCUACGUGAGGCGAUGACUGCUGCUGACCAGCUGGAGGGGGAGGGCAUCAAUGUGCGUGUGAUGGACCUGUUCACCAUUAAGCCCAUCGACAAGGAGGCCGUUAUCUCCAAUGCUAAGGAGUGUGGAGGCCGCAUCAUUGUGGUGGAGGACCACUAUCCUGAAGGUGGCAUUGGAGAAGCUGUGAAGUCUGCUGUGGCCAUGGAGAGGGACAUCAUUGUGUCUCACCUGGCAGUGACCAAUGUUCCUCGGUCUGGCAAGUGUGACGAGCUGUUGGACAUGUUUGGCAUCUCUGCCUCAGCUGUGGUGAAGGCUGCCAAGGAGAUCACCCAGAUUUAAUCAGGAGCAUAUUACUUGUACCACUGAACAUAAGGCUGUAUGUUGACCAAUAUUAUUAUAUGAAGAACAAAACACUCAGGUGCAAAUAUGUAACUUAUAAUCACAUUCUGAGAAAUAGGAACCUAAUUUUUUUUAAUCUAAUUCUUUUAAAUUUUCUAGUGUUCCAUUGAACAGCAAUUUGGUUACAAUUUCAGUGAAGCUCCAGCACUCCUUGUUAAGAGUUCCAGGAUACUAAUAAGUAAGUAGGACUUGUGUAAGGAUGCCAGAGCCAUUCCUGUAAUGCAGUGAAGUCAUUCCAGUGAUCAUUCCACAUUAUUGGUGCAGGAUGAGGGCAAAGAUGUUAAAGAUUGCAUUCCAUAUAUUGUAUCAGCCAUUCCUAAAUUGGUGUCAUUCCAUAUAUGUAUAAGGAAGUAACAUAAGUCACAAAUUGUAUCAAUUUUCAGAUUGGAUAAAAUAGAAAAAAAAGUCAAUGAACGUGUAACUGCAUGAAGCAGGUAUUAGUGUAAUGCUAAAAGUAGAUGAUAGACAGUCAACUGGUAAGUGUUGAGGGCUUCAUCAAGAAAGUGCUCCUCUUGCAGUUCAGUAUGAUGCACUUCACACUAAUGUUGACCAGCUUGUUGCUGCUGUGGUGUUAUGUUGUGCUUGAGUAUUGAUCAAAAUUUUGUUGAAAGGUAAGGUCAUUGGGCAGGUGCAGCAUGUCUUGCAAUUUGCUUCAAAGACUGAUUGCACCUGCUGGACAGUCUUGAAGGAAGAGAACCUCAUCUUUGCUUAUUUAUUGUUAAAAAUAUUUAACAUCAAAAUGUUGUACUGCAGAAAUUUAUUUAAAUAGAAAACUGUUGUAUGGUAAUAAAUGUUUAAGUAAA
Molecule: messenger RNA, 3782 nt
Organism: Scylla paramamosain (green mud crab)
Lineage: Eukaryota; Metazoa; Arthropoda; Malacostraca; Decapoda; Portunidae
Product: transketolase-like
Exons: 11
Coding region: 1009-2919 (636 amino acids)
Molecular function (GO): thiamine pyrophosphate binding; transketolase activity
Source: RefSeq, a predicted model, not a curated record